This is a messenger RNA of Larimichthys crocea (large yellow croaker), 1956 nucleotides long. RefSeq names its product prolyl 4-hydroxylase subunit alpha-1-like. Gene Ontology annotation, molecular function: protein binding; iron ion binding; L-ascorbic acid binding. NCBI's taxonomy places the organism in Eukaryota, Metazoa, Chordata, Actinopteri, Sciaenidae. Gene Ontology annotation, biological process: peptidyl-proline hydroxylation to 4-hydroxy-L-proline. The transcript is spliced from 15 exons. Gene Ontology annotation, cellular component: endoplasmic reticulum. Bases 144 to 1754 code for a protein of 536 amino acids. The record is from RefSeq and is a predicted model, not a curated record.
AAGAGGUCCGUGUUUGUCGCUGUUAGCCGGACUCGGUUCUUGUUUUCUGGGUUUUCGGGUCGGUUCGUGGAUUUUAUGAGCUGCUUGAACCUGCAGACGGUCUCUGUGUCUCCGCGGCUGUUCUCGGACAUUGAUCCGGCAGGAUGUCUCUGUGCUGGCUGUCGGUCCUCGUCGUCCUCGUCUCCUCCUCCUCGGCUCACAGUGACUUCUUCACCUCCAUCAGUCACAUGACCGACCUGCUGUUCAUGGAGAAGGACCUGGUCACGUCCUUGAAGGACUACAUCAGAGCGGAGGAGACCAAACUGGAGCAGAUCAAGAAGUGGGCUGACAAAUUGGACGUCCUCUCUGCAGCAGCCACUCAGGACCCUGAAGGUUUCCUCGGCCACCCGGUGAACGCCUUCAAACUGAUGAAGAGACUGAACACAGAGUGGGGCGAGCUGGAGAACCUGGUGCUGACGGACAUGUCUGAUGGGUUCAUCUCCAACCUCACCAUCCAGAGGCAGCACUUCCCCAACGAUGACGACCAGACCGGCGCCGCCAAAGCUCUGACGAGGCUGCUGGACACCUACGGGCUGGACACCAACACCAUCUCCACCGGAGAGCUGCCAGACUCGUCCUUGGCCGCCUCCCACCGGAGCAUUCUGACCGUAGACGACUGCUACGAUCUCGGGAAGGUGGCGUACUCGGAGGCAGACUACUACCACACAGAGCUGUGGAUGGUUCAGGCCCUGAAGCAGCUGGACCAGGGGGAGACGUCCAGUACCGUGGACACCGUCACCAUCCUGGACUACCUGAGCUUCUCGGUCUACCAGCAGGGGGAGCUGGAGAGAGCGCUGGACUUCACCAAGAGGCUGCUGGAGCUCGAUCCAACACACCAGCGAGCCAGCGGUAACCUGAAGUACUUUGAGUAUCAGCUGGUGAAGCAGAAGAAGGCGGAGGACAAAGACGAGGGCGAGGCGAGGGCGAAGACGAAAAAGGGCCGUCCUGAUGACUACCUGCCGGAGAGGAAGAAGUACGAGCAGCUGUGCCGCGGCGAGGGCAUCAGGAUGACUCCCCGCAGGCAGAGCCGCCUCUUCUGCCGUUACUACGACAACGACCGCCACCCGAAGUACGUGAUCGGCCCGGUGAAGCAGGAAGACGAGUGGGACCGACCUCGCAUCGUCCGCUACCACGACAUCGUGUCGGACACGGAGAUAGAGAAGGUGAAGGAACUGGCCAAGCCCAGGCUGCGUCGAGCCACCAUCUCCAACCCCGUCACCGGUGUGCUGGAGACGGCCCACUACCGCAUCAGUAAGAGCGCCUGGCUCGGAGCGUUUGAACAUCCGGUUGUGGACCGGAUCAACCAGAGGAUCGAGGACAUCACCGGCUUGGACGUCACCACGGCAGAGGAGCUGCAGGUGGCUAACUACGGUGUUGGAGGACAGUACGAGCCUCACUUUGACUUUGGACGGAAAGACGAGCCCGACGCCUUCGAAGAGCUCGGCACAGGAAACAGAAUCGCCACCUGGCUGCUCUACAUGAGUGACGUGCAGGCAGGGGGCGCCACAGUCUUCACGGAUGUCGGAGCGUCUGUUUGGCCCAAAAAGGGCUCGGCGGUGUUCUGGUACAAUCUGUACCCGAGUGGAGAAGGAGACUAUCGGACCAGACAUGCUGCCUGUCCGGUUCUGGUCGGCAACAAGUGGGUUUCCAAUAAAUGGAUCCAUGAACGAGGACAGGAGUUCAGGAGGCGCUGUGGACUACACGAGACCAACUGACACCAGAACCUCCUCCUCCUCAGUCGUCAGUCUCACUUCAGUCUGUAGCUGCACAUGUGACACAUUUAUUUUUAUCUGAAGAGUGUGUAUGUGUGUGUGUGUGUGUGUGUGUGUGUGUGUGUCGUUCAUUAAUUGAAUUGAAAUAAUUGAAAUCAGAAAAACGUUAAUUCUGUUUAAUUAAUAAAAAUGAUUUAAUCUUUAA